This is a messenger RNA of Etheostoma cragini (Arkansas darter), 665 nucleotides long. RefSeq names its product MICOS complex subunit MIC26-like. Gene Ontology annotation, biological process: cristae formation. Lineage: Eukaryota; Metazoa; Chordata; Actinopteri; Perciformes; Percidae. Bases 68 to 451 code for a protein of 127 amino acids. The record is from RefSeq and is a predicted model, not a curated record. Gene Ontology annotation, cellular component: MICOS complex. The transcript is spliced from 6 exons.
GAAAACAAAUGGAGAAAAUGAACUUGUCUUUUUGUUUUUUUAUUUUCAGCAAACAGGCCAAGCUGUAAUGGAAAAAGUAGAGCAAUUCUACCAGACUGUGGAGCCCACACUCACCACCACCGUAACAACAGUCACAGGUGUGUACCAGUUCCUCAGUGACCCCCCUCCUGACCUCUACCCCAGCGCUGCGGCGGUGGGCUUCUCCGGCUUCCUGGGACUCUAUUUAGCCAAAGGCUCCAGGGUGAAGCAGCUGGUGUUUCCAGUUGGACUCAUGGCUCUGAGUGCCUCCAUGUUUUACCCUCAGCAGGCUGCGUCUUUACUCAAGGUGAGUCGGGACUCGGCAUACACCUUGGCUCAGCGGGGCCGCGUCACCGUGGAAACUCUCUGGAAAGAGCCUCCGUUUGGUAAAAAGAAGAAAGAAGAAACGGAGAGCAAAGACAAGACCAGCUGAGACGGCAGGAAGACACACACCUGUCCAUCCUGAGAGACCUUCACCUUCCAGUAACACACACACUCUGUGCAACUCAUAUUAUUAUUAUUAUUAUUAUUAUUAUUCCUAUUCACUCACAACCAAACCCCCACAGCCACGCACCACUUAUUUAAGUUGUAUAUCUCAGGAACUCGGGGGUGUGAGUGUGUUUCUGAAACCCCUCCGGCCUCAUCUG